AUGUGGCAUGUGGGUAGUCAUAUAACCUGUCACUGGCUGUCACUAGACGUAAGAGCCCUCUAGUCUAGGCUAUUUAAAGAGCAUAUGGGUGUGACGGUAGCGAGGCUUUGUAGACAACAUACCGGAGGCUUUGUAGACAACAUACCGGACCGACUAUUAGGAGAUCAGUGAAUUUCCUCGACUGCAGAGGAAGGUGGAGCUUGACUGAAUGAUACCGAUACUACAGCCAAGGUUGUGCUGUUUCACUGCUACUUGUUGUGUGGAUAGCUACACUUGGACAUGUCUGCUUCCUGAAAGGUGUCCUAUUCCCUUUAUAGUGUCCUUUGGGACGCAUCCUGUUAUUCAGGGCAUCUAAAUGCUCAGCCUAGUUAACAUUAACUUGGCCUGGACCACAUUAUCUACAAAUGACACAUUUGCCUCUAGACUCGGGUGUUAAAUGUGUGUGUUGGUACAUCCAGACAGGGGGGUGUGUCCCCGUCAGGGAAAUAUGCUGUUGUGGAAGGGAUAGAGGCCAGUGUGUGGAAGGGAUAGAGGCCAGUGUGUGGAAGGGAUAGAGGCCGGUGUGUGGAAGGGAUAGAGGCCAGUGUGUGGAAGGGAUAGAGGCCAGUGUGUGGAAGGGAUAGAGGCCGGUGUGUGGAAGGGAUAGAGGCCGGUGUGUGGAAGGGAUAGAGGCCAGUGUGUGGAAGGGAUAGAGGCCAGUGUGUGGAAGGGAUAGAGGCCAGUGUGUGGAAGGGAUAGAGGCCAGUGUGUGGAAGGGAUAGAGGCCAGUGUGUGGAAGGGAUAGAGGCCGGUGUGUGGAAGGGAUAGAGGCCAGUGUGUGGAAGGGAUAGAGGCCAGUGUGUGGAAGGGAUAGAGGCCAGUGUGCAGAUCUGGGAUAGAGGCCAGUGUGCAGAUCUGGGUUACAUCUGUGGGAAUACACACACACACACACACACACACACACACUUGGCACUGCACCACCUCACAUUGCUGACACACACACUUACUUACAUUUACAUUUAAGUCAUUUAGCGGACGCUCUUAUCCAUCCCGAAUUACAACAUUUUCCAUCUAGAUAGAACUGCCAAAGGGGGCGGAGUUGCAAUCUACUGUAGAGAUAGCCUGCAGAGCUCUAUCGUACUAUCCAGGUCUGUGCCCAAACAGUUUGAGCUUCUACUUCUAAAAAUCCACCUUUCCAGAAAUAAGUCUCUCACUGUUGCCGCUUGCUACAGACCCCCCUCAGCCCCCAGCUGUGCCCUGGACACCAUAUGUGAAUUGCUUGCCCCCCAUCUAUCCUCAGAGAUCGUACUGCUUGGUGACCUAAACUGGGAUAUGCUUAACACCCCGGCCGUCCUACAAUAUAAACUAGAUGCCCUCAAUCUCACACAAAUUAUUAAGGAACCUGCCAUGUACAACCUGUUAUGUGAAUUAUUUAACAAACUAUUUCAGUGUCUCUGUGCGUCUCCCAAAAGGUUAAGUCUUUUGGAUUUAAGAAACGGACAGAGUCCCGGUCUGCAUAGUCAGAGAUUUUAUUCAUUGAGAAUUCUCCAUCACAAUUUCAGAGUCCAUCUUUUAUACUCAUACGUCAUACAAAAACAUCCCUCCUCUCUGUAGGCGGGCUGUAGUUUUCCACUUUAAAACUGAUCUCCUGACCAUCAGUUCACACACACACACACACACACACACACACAUGCACACACACACACAUGCACUCUCCCAAGCCUAACAGUUUCUCUCCUCCCUAAAUUCCUCUGUUAUCUUGGUUUCCCAGUUGUCUGUAGCCAGUUCUCCUUGUCCUUUGUUGUCUGGUCUAACUCUUACUCACAUUGCUAAAUAGUAGCUCAAUGUCAUAGUCUUUACUGGUCCUACACUCACACAUUACCAGGUAGUAGAUUCUAACACAUCUCGCACAGUUUCAGAGUAUAAUAAUUAGUCACUACUAAGAAAGUACUAAUCAUACUUAAAACAAGAACAUUUCACAACUAUAUUUAAGGGUGGAACAUUGUCAUUAUUUUUUAACCUGUAUAUAUUUUAAUUUCUAUAUCAAUCCACCCUUUGACUAAAUUAUCCACACUUUAAUACACAGAAAAUCAUUACAAUUACUUUUAAACUAGAGAUUUAUAGUUCUAGGAAAACAUCCAGUCUCAAACUCUGAAUCGUCGUCGUCCUCCACCAAGCCUGGUGGGUCAUAUUCUUCAUUCCUUAGGUCGGAGUCCGGGAUUGAGCCGUAUCUCACCAUCUGCUGUGAUACUGCAUACUCCAACGCCUUGCUCACCAACCCUCGGACACAGGGCAUAAGACAACCCACAAAGAACAAGCAUACCCAUAGAUGCGAUUGCCGCGCCUAAAAUAGUUACAACAAUAGUUUUCCAUUUACCCAACAUGUUAUCAAACCAACCAGUCAUUGAUGUAUUCACCCCCCCAGUUCUCAGCCCAUUCUUUACUUAAUGCAGUGAGACCUGCCAGUGCUCUAGUUACUGUACCAUCUGGGGCUGUAUUGUUGGGGAUAAACAUACAACAAUGACCUCCCACCAUCUUGCAAAUCUGCCCUUCUCUGCUAAAAGCAUUUCGAGAACCAAACUAUCCUGCAGGUCAUGAGUGAGGUGGCGGAUAGUUGGCCUGAGAUUCUCUUCACUGCAUCCCUUGUCUAAUUAACUAACCUUUUGUAGAUUAAAUUAAUCCAGUCAACAUUUUUAUCAAUUGUAACCCACCAGAAAAACGUUGUUUUAAACCCUUCUCCAAUAUGAUCUGUGAUUCGCAUUACUUUGGUGUCUAUAACAUUGAUAAUCUCUGGGGUUCAUGGUGAAUUGGGGUGCCUUAGGAUUAUCCUUUUUAAGAGUGGUUAUUUUAGUAUCAGAACAAUUAGGUGAGGUUUUGUUUGAUCCCAAAUCUAUCACACAAGAGAACAUGGUCUGAGGCAUAGGUGCAGUUACAAGGGUUGGCCUACCUGUUGAACAGGCAUACAAAUUAGUUUGACCCAACGCCCUAGCUGAGUUCCCCAGGUAUGUUUAAACACCCUUGCCCAAGGACAUGAGCGUUCCCCAGUGCAAAUGUAUUUACCAUACCUUCUAGAACCUAACUUUCUUGUACACGCCCCCUUCUUACCAAAGCCCCCAAAACCUCCUAUCUCUUCAUGGGAGAAGUCAAAUGGUAUCUUGAAUCCCCCAUCUUGUCCUAAACUGAUUUUAACUAUUAAAAUAAUAAUUCCCCCAAUAGUCUUUCUUGGUUUCAGUAUUUCUACGAGAUCGAAUCAGUGCAUCAUUUCCCUGUUUAGGUUGACCUUGAUUAAUCCAUAAUAUGGUUACCAUGAUGAUGCAGCUCAGAGUCCCCCAAAAUCCCCAAAACCGCCAUCCCAAUCCUGUCCCUGACCCACUUGCCUGGUACUUCCCCAUACCCAAACCUCUAUAAACACCCCACAGUGAUGAAAGGUCGAGGUAGGGUUUCUUCGUUAACAGAGUUUACCCCCGAACCCUAGUGGUUCAGUUCUUCUCUUUAACUCUGUGUGUGUUCAACGGUGUUGGUAUGUGGGCCUACCUUUUUGCAGUGGGCAACGUGGACCCAAGUGGCUCUCUCAGCUAUUCUUAUAGCGAAGGCAGUUACCAAUAGGACUUGGUAUGGUCCCUCCCAGCGUGACUGCUUUCAAUCCUUUUUCCUCAACGAUUGGAUCCACACCCAGUCUCCAGGUUAUAUACUAUGAAUCACCUUCUCCUUUAAUUCUCCUGUAGGACACAAAUUCUUAGACAUACGGUUAACGAACAAUUUUCUCAUGUGUUCUGCUAGUGUAAUCUCUAGUUCUAUGUCUGCCUGUCUGGUCCUGCCAACUGUGGCAUUCUGUAAGGUCUUCCAAACACUUUCUCACAGGGGGAUAACCCAUCUUUUUCUGGGGUUACUCUACAUUUCUUCCCUUCACUCCGUGAUAACUCUAUAAAAUCCAUUUCCAAUUGCUGGAAGGGGUACUUAGCCGGAGGAUACUCACCCUAAGGUGCCCUUUGUCUGCCCUGGUGAUUAUUUUGAGCACAGAUAACACAUCUUGAACAAAAGUAUAUUUUUAUUAUUUUUUAUUUUUUAUAAUUAGUAAUCCCAUAUGCAACAAAGUGUUGUCUAAUCUGCUCUACCAUCCAUCCCUCCCGUUGACACAUGGCUCUGCCCAUGUGUCAAUAUUAUAGCAUAUCUAAACAGUAAUUUCGGGAGAAUUGGUAAGCUGUCUUUGACCCAUAUUCCUUCCUUAUUUACUGCGCCUUGCUUCACCCAUCUGUGAACUUCCUUAACUGGGUCCCUACAGUGGCUCUCUAUAAGUAGAUCUCUCCUGUGGCUCUCUAUAAGUAGAUCUCUCCUGUAGCGCUCUAUAAGUAGAUCUCUAUCUAUCCAAACUUCCUCUUUUGACAGCUGACUGGGCCCAGAGAAGUGUUUUAACCCUGCUGACAACAUUUGAUAAUACCUCCACUUACUUCUAUCCCGUAAAAGUCAUCCAAGAUUAGUACAAUUUACUAGCAACAGGUAUCCCUCAUUCAGGGAAAGCUCUCUCUCUCUCUUCUGUUAUUUUAUGGUUCGAAUCAUAUAUAUAUAUUAUUACCAAAUUAUAAAUUUCUUCACACUUUUCACAGUACUAUAAAUUACCCUCAACUUGGUAAAAUAAACUUAAAGUCCUCCUCUCAUGCCUUUAGAAUUUACCAGUGUGGAUGAUUCAUUAACACCAGAAAGUCAAAACAGAGUUCAGAGGCAAUUGAAAUAAUUCAACAAACUGUUCCAUCCCAUAGUAUACUAAGCAUUACCAUCAUUCUAAAUAUUUCAUAAAUGUUAAUUAUCCCAAGUCCUCAUGACAUUUAUUCUCAUAAGAAAUCAUGUAUACCCUAAACUCAGUCAAAACAGAAACUCCAUAAAAUUCACUGUGUGCUCUUUUAAGACUUUAAGACUCACCUUUGACCUGUUGAAAACCCCCUAAAAUCAAAAUAACAACCCUUUAUAAACAUCAUACUAGGUGUGUUGUUUUGUAUUUGAAAACCCCAAUUAAAAAACAACAAACCAAAAUAGCCAGGUCAUGAGGACUCCUGAUUUCUCUCUUCCCCUUCUGCCUACAGUUUCUUAACUGGUGCCCUUUCCUUGCACAGUAACUACACGGUUCCUCACAUUCUCUAGCAAAAUGUCCCGUUUUGUCACAAUUGUAACACUUCCACUCACUCCUGUCUCCACUAUUACCGUUUCCUUCUUGUCUGUCUUUGCUACCGUAACCUCUCUUCUCUCCAGCCUGUUAGACAGCAGGAGGAUGGGAAUUAGCAGCAGAUCUUAGACAGCAGGAGGAUGUGAAUUAGCAGCAGGUCUUAGACAACCUGUUAGACAGCAGGAGGAUGUGAAUUAGCAGCAGGUCUUAGACAGCAGGAGGAUGGGAAUUAGCAGCAGGUCUUAGACAGCAGGAGGAUGGGAAUUAGCAGCAGGUCUUAGACAGCAGGAGGAUGGGAAUUAGCAGGAGGAUGUGAAUUAGCAGCAGGUCUUAGACAACCUGUUAGACAGCAGGAGGAUGUGAAUUAGCAGCAGGGCUCUGGUCAGAAGUUGUGCACUAUAUAGGGAAUAGGGUGCCAUUCUCUGGUCAGAAGUUGAGCACUAUAUAGGGAAUAGGGUGCCAUUCUCUGGUCAGAAGUUGUGCACUAUAUAGGGAAUAGGGUGCCAUUCUCUGGUCAGAAGUUGUGCACUAUAUAGGGAAUAGGGUGCCAUUCUCUGGUCUAAAGUAGUGCACUAUAUAGGGAAUAGGGUGCCAUUCUCUGGUCAGAAGUUGUGCACUAUAUAGGGAAUAGGGUGCCAUUCUCUGGUCUAAAGUAGUGCACUAUAUAGGGAAUAGGGUGCCAUUGGGGGCGUCCCGAUAGUAAGCAGGAGUUGGUCUGAAUUCAAAGUUAUACCACAUUCAGUCCAAAUAAAGUCCAAUAGUUUGACUGUAGUCCUGUAGUCAAUGGACUUGACAGCCCAGCAAGGGUGGAACACUAAUUUGAGGAGCCAUGAAAUAUACUUUUGUUAAAUGACUGUUUCUGAUGCCAUCUUUCUCCUCCCUCCUCCUCCCUCCUCUCUCCUCCUCCUCCCCCUCCUCCCUCCACCCUCCUCCUCCUCCCUCCUUCCAGGUCAGGAUGCAGUCUCCAGGCCACCGGCAGCACCACCCCCUGCUGUCAGCUGAUGAAGACCCUGAGGCUGGUACAGUACCUGGUGCCCUGGGUCCCCCGGCUGACCACGACCGCCUGUGGUUCAUCCAGGACGGCUGUGGUAUAGUCUGUGGUGUGGUGACCUGGUUCUUGGUCCUCUAUGCUGACUUUGUGGUCAAUUUGGUGAUGCUGCUGCCAAACAAGAGUUUCUGGUACUCCAUGAUCAACGGAGCGCUGUUUAACUUCCUGGCCGUCAUGGCGCUGGCCUCGCAUCUACGUGCCAUGCUGUCAGACCCGGUGAGAAGUUGGAGGGGGUGGGGAGGGGGAGGAAAAGAGAAGACAGGGGAGGCUCUGGUCAAUGGAGCGGUCAUCAACUUCCUGGCUAUCAUGGCCCUGGCAGCGCACCUCAGAACGAUGA
Molecule: messenger RNA, 6522 nt
Organism: Coregonus sp. 'balchen'
Lineage: Eukaryota; Metazoa; Chordata; Actinopteri; Salmoniformes; Salmonidae
Source: the annotation of a GenBank genome assembly